This is a messenger RNA of Durusdinium trenchii, 1366 nucleotides long. NCBI's taxonomy places the organism in Eukaryota, Dinophyceae, Suessiales, Symbiodiniaceae. The record is from the annotation of a GenBank genome assembly.
GCCUGAAGGACCGAAGGACCGAAGGACUGGAGAAUUAAUUACUGUAUGAGCCCUUCCUCCCUUCCACGUUGGUGGUCCAAUUGAGCUUAUCAAUCUUCCUGGUCCUCACCGGCCGCUCACCAGCUUUCAGUUUGCUACUCACAAUGCAGGGCACAGGUCCAGGUGAUCAUCAUGCCCACAUUAUUUGGGCAACCCCUUCAGAAGGGUCCUCCAGCCAAUCUGUCGCCACCACUUCGGAUUACUUCCGGCAGAUGCCUUUCAUCGCAGCUCAGCCAAACUCUUCAAGCUCAAGUAGUUCGCAGGACCUAGUGCUUUGGCAGCAACAGCAGCAACAGCAGCAACUGUACCAGCAGCAACAGCAGCUUGUGGACCGGAGGUAUGACUUCCGCCUGAAUUUCGGAAGUCCUGGAGGUCCUUGUCCUUCUCAGAUGGGCAUGGCACUGCAGAGCGGCUAUCCCGCUUUGUCGGCGGAUGCUCAGGUCGGGAAUGCCGCCCCAAGCAUGGCGCCGACUUCGCAGACUGCGUGCCAGGCUGCACCCAUUUCAAGUGCAGCAAAUGACACAUCGCCAGCCAGUGCCAAGGAACAGCAGCAAGGGCAAUGGAGCAAAGGCUCUGCUGGUCACGACAGAGGGGCCUGUCGGCCAUGCCACUAUUUUCAUUCUCGGACUGGCUGCGCAAAUGGCGAUCAGUGUUUGUUCUGCCACCUUAAACAUGCAAAAAGGUCGAGAAUGAGAAUCCCAAAGCACUACCGACAGCAAUGCCGGGCUUUGGCACAGUUAGUGUUUGACACGCAGGGGUGCGAAGAGGAGAUCAGAAGGGAGAUGGAGUUACAGCUUCUGAUUCAGACCAGCUUCGACCAUCGGCUAACAGCGUAUGCAACUUCUGUUUUGAAGAGUCUCCGCGGUGGCGCGGUGCUUCAGGACUUUCCGCAGGGUUUGGCAAAUAUGGUGGGAGAUGAGGCAAGCGAUUGUUGCUAGCAGACCACAGACAGGUCAAACCUGCAAUUGAAAUGGCUGAUGUUUGCAAGCAGAGCCGCUUCCUACCUGGAACUUUCAAGGAAUAAUCAUGCCAUGGCUUUCUGCAAGAUCAGGCAGGCAAGACUUUGCGUUUUCACGUGCACACAAAACACAAUGAAUGUUUUGUGAUGUUUGCCCCACGCAUGUGAGCUGAGAAACUGCAGUUGGUUCUUGAUUGAUCAAAUCCAUGGUUUUUUUUCCCUUCGCCGUCAGCUGGUGCUGGCCUGAUGCUGCCUAGUUCAAUCAACAAUGUACUGUAUGUACCAACAUUGUCGUACGUGAAUGUUGGCAAAGCCAACUUGACAAAUGACUAUGUUGCACACGACCACAGGUUGGUUGUUUGGUUGAAG